Molecule: messenger RNA, 975 nt
Organism: Hermetia illucens (black soldier fly)
Lineage: Eukaryota; Metazoa; Arthropoda; Insecta; Diptera; Stratiomyidae
Product: antigen 5 like allergen Cul n 1-like
Exons: 3
Coding region: 65-829 (254 amino acids)
Source: RefSeq, a predicted model, not a curated record
UCCUUGGGAAACUCAGUCAGGAAAUUACUUUGGAGUGAGUAAACCAUUUCUAGCAGAGGCCACGAUGGAAACCGCAAAACUUUUCUACGUUUUAGCAUUAUUAGUCCUCGGAUGUUCAGCUGAAGAUUACUGUAGUGAGGAGCUCUGCCAAGUUGGUGACCCUCCAACUACAGCCAAGCAUAUUGAUUGCAACAACAACGGGAAAUUUGGGGCAGCAUGCUCUUCAAAUGCUCGUGUUGUCGAUAUUUCUGCACAACAAGACCUCAUCAUACAAAUGAUCAAUGUCCGUCGCAAUACUGUAGCUUUGGGAAAACUAAGUCCAUUCCCAACUGCCGCUAGAAUGCCCACCGUUACCUGGAGCAGCGACCUCAGUCGCCUGGCUGCUCUAAGCUCAAAGAGAUGCCUUGUGGAACACGACGCUUGCCGAAACACAUAUACUUUCCGAAAAGUCGCGCAAUUGGUAUUCCAACAAUAUAGUCAAGGUGUCAACAUAAACUAUCGUGAACAUCUCAUCAAGAUGAUCCAAACAUGGUACCAAAAAUACAAGGAUGCUGAUGAAGCUAAAAUUGCCAGCUAUACCAAAACAAAUCCAAACUACAGCCCAUUUGCAAUUUUGGUCAACCAAAAAGUAAUAAGCGUUGGAUGCGGAACUACAACCUGGAAAAACGAUGGUCGCCUGUUUGUCACAACCAUUUGUAACUUUGCAUCACGAAAUGAGGAAGGAAGUCCAGUAUACGAAUCUGGUGACACGGCAUCGAGUUGUACAACAGGUACAAAUCCUGAUUAUCCUGGAUUGUGCUCCAAGGAUGAGGAGGUUGAUCCAAAUUGAAAGUUUGGUUCGGUAUAAAAGGUGUCUAUGAAUGAGCAAAGUUGCUUACCUGGGUGCCAUGACCUUGCUUUAUAAAAAAAUUGAUGACAAUGAACUUACCUGAAAGGAAAAAGAGUAAAUAAAUUUAUUUCAAGGCUUUUAUCGUA